AUGGCCCCCAGUCUACGAGAUUUGAUUGAUUUCCUGUUGGCAGAGAUUGCUCUGUGUGGUGAUCAAGGAGCUUCAUCUUCGGAUGUCCUCUCUUUCAUCGAUGCUUUCUACAAAAAAGCUCAAGAUGCAAAGCAUCGAAAUCACCUCGUCGACAGACGCUUCCAGGAAAAAGUCUGGUCUUGGUUAACCAGAAACCCAGAAGUUUCUGUCGGUAAAAAUAAAGAGAGUAACCAUCUCAGUCUCAAUGAUGUCGAGCAAGCAACCCGCGAUGCAGACCCGGAUCACCCCCCAGUCCGGGUCUUUGUCUCGGAACAGCGAACAUGGCUUGCCAUCACCGGCCAUGAACCGGACGAAACCAAGGUCCUGCCGACGGAAUUUGCCCUCUUGUCUAUCAUCGCAUCGCAUAAAUCAGACGGUGUCGCCCAGACAGAGUUGGUCAAACUCAGUGGCCAAGAUAAGCGCUCUGUGCCCAAGAGAACCGACAUGCUACAGCAAAAGGGGUAUAUCGAGAAAAGAGCCAUCCAGAUCAAAUCCGCGCGGACGAGUCUUUGCACCCUGCGCAAAUUCCUCAAGCAGGAACCUCUACCCACCGAGACACCAGUCGGUGACAAGGACCAAGGGGAUAAAAUUAUUGACUUUGCAGUGUUUAACGAGAAGCUCUUUAAAAUCCUCAGAGAGUUCAAGGUCAUCUCCCGUAUUGAUCUGAAGCAGAUGUUGGGGUUUGCCGAUGCGUGGCGGUGGCGUGUACUCUCGCGCGCGCUUCGCAAAUUCGAGCGUGUAGGCGUCCUCAAGCGUGUCAGGGCGAUGUCGCAGUAUGCGGAUACGAUGAAAAAGUUCCAUCCCUGUGUCAUGCUCAUUCGGGACCCGACCGAAAGGGACAUGGAGCUGUUUCAUGAAUUUAGUCGAAGCAUCUUUACAAAUAUAGGACGCGAAGAUAAUGCAGAGUUGGACGAGGAUGUGGAUGGCGCUAUCAGACAGCCAGAUGAUGUUGAUACGGUCAGCGUGGCAACUCGUAGUGAGGAAAACGUGGAAGAAGCUGGUCGGACGCUGCCCACCUGGACGCCGGAUCGAAAUAUACACAACAUGCUUUUUGACACUGUUGAUGGCGCGGGGAUAUCUGGGAGGACCAACUACAGUAUCAUCCGGACCUGUUUUGGGUCCUUCUUCCGUCGGCCGUUGGAGAACGCCCUGACCCGUCUAGUGGAAUGCUGGCAACUAUCACAACCUCUACAUCUACGUCAUCUUGCAAUCGUCCGAGACACCGCUCUUGACCGAACCGUCACCCAUUACGUCCACUACUCCACAACAAAUUUCCAAAAGCUUGUCGAUGCCGGAGAAGCGCCAUGGGAAGCCGUUGAAUUCGUCCCUAAAGGCCCUAAGGAUGGCACUGUCACUAUACCCCCUGUUGACGCCACUCCUGAACUCGACGAAUAUGGACUUCCGAUUACUGGACCGACAAAAGAGUUGUUUAGAGAUGGCAACUCUACUCUUCUUGAAUGUAUGGCAGUCGUCAAGCCUGUGGAUUAUGUUUUAUCUGGCAGUGACCCUCUGGCAAUACGGCAAGAAGAUGGCACAUACAGCGUCCGGUAUGGACAUCAAAAACUCCCAUCUGGAACCCUCCACCGUAUCAAAACCGUUGGUCGACCAAAGGGUACACCAAACCGACCCAAACUGGAGGACCUGGAAAGCCAAGCCGGCGCUGUAGAUGAUGCUGUCGACGAGGAGCUCGUUUUUGCCAAGCCUAAGAAGCCAAAACACGACCCAGACCGUUUCAAAGGAAUGACUGAGAAAGAGAAACUUGAGGCUCUCGGUUUGGACGAAACAUGGACUGAGUACAGCAUCCUUCUAAUCGAUCGCCCGACGCCCGGUGUCUAUAUCACCCCACGUGGCCGACGACGACCGGCAGGGAAACGACAAGGUCGUCCAAGAAUCAGCCGGCUGGCGGUUUUUAAAUCACCACAACUGAAAGCACUCCCUUGGUUUGUCGAACAGGAAGAGGAACAAGAAAAUACCGAAAGCGUUUCGCAAAGGGAUUCGCAGGCACCUGGCACCGAAACUCCUGCUGGGACACCGGCGCGUGAACCUACCUCUUCCAAGUUUUCUGAACGCCGGUUUGGUGGAGUGUCUGGAACGUCUAAAUCUCCAGCUACGCCUUCAAGAAGGGGAAAGAGGAGGAGGGGGUUACAGCGGCAGGAGUCUUUCGAAGCAGAGUCUGUUCCGGGGUCAGCUAGAUCUUCGAGAGGGCCAUCGAAGCAGCGACGCCUUAAUGAACCAGAGAGGGGUUCACAAGAUGUAAUCAUGUCUUUGGACCGAGAUUCUGAGAUUCCCAAACCUGCUGAAGAUAUACCUGUUGAAGAUACUACUAUGGACACAGCCGAGACUCCUGUGAAGGAACUUAAACGGAAGAGGGCGCAAUUGCCAAAGGUUACAGGGCCAGCAAAAUUUGAAGCAUCAGAAGUUGUUCAAGAUCAUAUCAUUGACCCAACGCUGAUGCCGACUCCGCAAGAGGAUCAAACAAAAAGACCUCGUCGUGACUCUCAACCGCCACAAGAUCAAGUGGAUGUUUCUGUUGCUCCAGUAGAGACCCCGAAGCCGCCAGCUCCGUCGGAGCCGUCAGAAGCUGGGGUUAUUGAGAAAACCACCACUAUUCCACCCACUACACCCUCAGGCCCUGCAAUUGAACAAGAUGCAAACCUAACACUCAAUGGGCAACAAGACUCAAUUGUUCCUGAUGCCCCAGUCAUCUCUGAAGAAGUACCUGAAAGCGGUGAACGCGAUGGUUCAAUGGUUCAAGAAGGGAAGUGGUUUAAAAGAAAGACAGACAAAGGAGGCUCUAUUGCCUUUUUGCGGCGAAAGAUCAUCAUGGAAAUUAUUGAAAAGGCCGGUGGUGCAUAUCCCAUGGGCACUGAGCUUUGGUAUCCGUUCAUGACAGCGUGGAAAAAGACAAAACACAAAGAAAAGCCAGAUCUGCGCACGAUCAGGAAUUCAGUUAAGCAGAUGGUAGACAGUGGCAAGAUUCGGCAGCUUACUUUCAGCGGCAAAGACAGCAAAGGAGUGAUGGUUACGAAGAAAAUCCUAGUGAAAGCUGAGCUUGCGCCGGAUGAUGCCAUUAUUCAAGAUUUGCAGAAAAACAUGCUGUCCACUGAAGAAAGGUUCUAUUUCCCGCCAAACACUGAAAUCGACGCGGACGUGACCAAGAGCGGCGGCAGGACAAUUGCUCGUCGCAACGAGCCCAAGAUUGUCCCCCAACUCCCGGUUGAGACUGGGGUCACGGUCCAUCUACAAACGAAGCCGGCCUUUGUCGUGGCGCAGGAAAAGAGGAGAGGCCAGAGUAUUCACAGGAAAUUGUUACAUAGUCUGGGUCUUGAAAGCGAAUCGCCUAGACAACGCCGGUCCAAGGUCGUUCGACUUUUGAAGAUUCAACGCGGAUCUACGAUGAGCAAUCUUACGUCCAUCUCGAGGCCACACGGUGACGAGGGCAUUGAGCAUGUCCAGAGGCGCAGAGCCCCCGGUGGCAUGAAGCGACUUUUAAAACCGAUAUCUUCACUGGGCCCGUACGCGAUGUCUAUGAAUCCAAAGCAGGUAUUCCAUCCGACAAGUGGGACCUUUGGAACACAUGCUGGCCUUGCGGCUCUCCGGGUUAGGCCAUGGCCUAGAGAGGCCCGAGAAGCUCGAGAAACUCGAGAAACUCGAGAGGUUCGGGAAAAGCCAGCGUUUGAGUUACCGCAGUCGCUUGAGGAGCUAUUCCAUCAAACACGACGAAGAUCUCUCGGUCAGAAGACCGAAACGCGCAGGUUUUUCUCUGAUAACGAUGUGAUUCUCAGAUGGGAGCUUCAAAACGAAGAACUCCUUGAAGAGGCAAGAACUGAGGACCUUCAUUAUAUCAACCAAAGUGUUCAGUAUUCCUUCGAGCCUGCACCGAUUGACGGUGAUAUCCGAUUUGCCUUGGAGGAUACUGGCCAUGAAGUAGCUCGGAUUAAACGACGCGUUCCACCUAGGAAAAAGCCCCCUCGUCGUCCUCAGAAUGUGGAAAUGGAACCGGCAGAACCGGACGUUUACGAGCCAUCCAAAUAUGUUCCGCAGAACCGUCGUCUCACGAAGUUGAGUGAGUUGAUGACUACCGAUGGGAUGGAUGCGAGCAUGGCCGCUGCUGCGGGUCCUGCUACGAGACAACCGGCUCGUCGCAUGCGCGUUGGAUACCAAGUAUCCCACAUGUUGGUCCAGAAGGUCCUGACUGCAAUUGUGGCCGUUCGAACAUUAGCAGGCGGUACUGAAGGCAGGUCUAUAGACUGGUCUCUUGUCGCGAAAGCCUUCCCAGGAUACGAUCCGAAGUUUAUUCAGGAGCGAGGAAAGGCGGCACUGAACAAAAGCCGACUUCAGGCAGCCAAGAUGCAGAGUGAUUUCCAGGAGCGGUUUAUCGAGGCGUACGAGAAUGGCCAAGUCCCCAGUAUCAACUACGAAUAUCUGGAAUCGUAUGAUUGGGAAGGCGUUGUUGAGUGGGCGACUACACAACUGGAUGUUCCUACGUCUGAGAAGCUACCGGAUCUUCCUGCUACACGAGAACAGUUUGAUGGAGUGUUUGAACUACGCGAAGAAGCACCAACAACCGUUGACGAGAUCUACCAGAAUCCUCAGUCGCUUACUGUCUAUCGGAAACGCACGCUUUUCGCCGGAGUGCCGUUCGCAGUACCAUUAGAGGAUCGAGCUGCCAAGACGACGCCUCGGAAGGAAGAGCUGUCACGUUUGGAUGCGGCCAAGGCGUGGGUUCGCGCCAAUAUAAUCACUCCGGAAGAGACGUAUCGGCCUGCUGAGGCUCGACAAGCGCUUGAGGUAUUUGGGGAUGCAGUUAUUGGAAGCGCUGUGCAGUCUCUAGUAACCGAACGUGCAAUCUCGAUGGGCAACGGAGGACGCAUCAUGCCUGGACGCAACUAUGAUAUCACGGAUCACUUCAUUUUCACCCUGGGACGCAAGCGGGCGAUUGAAAGUACACAACUCCGACGCGCAGCACGAUUCAAGACUGAGAUUCUGGACCCGGAGCUUCGAGAACGAGGAACGUUUGAUGUCAAAUACAGCUCCGAGGACGGUGACAUUCUGGCUCUGAUCAACCUCGCGGCAGAAGGAAAGGUGACACUGAAACCACGAGACCCGCCUCGCGAAAAGUACGGCUUAACAGACGGAGGGUAUCUCACUCGCCAAAUGGACAAAGACAAGCUACGGUUCUCCAUCGAGGCCCAACCCAUUCAAGGGGCAUACGUAUACGGGAACCCGAUCCAAGAGCGCAUGUCGAGUCUCCCACCCCCAUGUCCGCCGCGAGUCAUCGUCCAACCGACCAUCUCAUUACCUGAGAAGAUCCCGAUCUGGCUAGACAUCCACGGCGAAUUCGUCAAGGUGCUCUGGGAUCUCGUCAUUGCAACCGUGGCAGGGUGUGUGGCAAUGCGUCCGGGCAUUAGUGCCGUCAACAUCGGCAACAUGGUCAAGCCGAUGAUGGGCGUGUGGGAGGUCCAGCUGCUGCUUGAGUGGAUGGCUGCCGUUGAUCUCGUCCGGCGAGUGGGCGAGGACGCUGGCGAGCAUACGGAAUGGGUGGUUCAGGAGUGGUGGUGGAUGGUACUGGGAUAG
This is a messenger RNA of Aspergillus wentii DTO 134E9, 5616 nucleotides long. Its product is annotated as putative TFIIIC transcription initiation factor complex subunits Tfc3. Gene Ontology annotation, biological process: 5S class rRNA transcription by RNA polymerase III; transcription initiation at RNA polymerase III promoter. Gene Ontology annotation, cellular component: transcription factor TFIIIC complex. Bases 1 to 5616 code for a protein of 1871 amino acids. Lineage: Eukaryota; Fungi; Ascomycota; Eurotiomycetes; Eurotiales; Aspergillaceae. The transcript is spliced from 3 exons. The record is from RefSeq and is a predicted model, not a curated record. Gene Ontology annotation, molecular function: DNA binding.